AUCUCUGAGCAACGUGUCAGACAUGGCUGCGAGGUACUCAGGCGAAAAAGAUUUGGUAGAAACAGGAUGACAGACAUCGCUGGACUGAAGCAAUAGUUUUAUCUUGGCAAAUGUGGAAGAGCAUUGCACUCGGUCUUAGCUUUUGCCUUUUCUACUUGGUGUCGUGCUUCACAAACAAGUAUGUCCUGUCUGUCUUGAAAUUCACAUAUCCCACUCUGUUUCAAGGGUGGCAGACCUUUGUUGGUGGCCUGCUGCUCCUGCUCUCCAGGAAGCUGGGAUGGGUGGAGAUCAGCAGCUUUUCAUGGUCUGCAGCUUUCGCCUGGCUCCCUGGCUCCGUGCUCUUUGUUGGCAAUAUCUACGCAGGGUCCAGAGCCUUGUCCCGGCUGCCAAUCCCCGUCUUUUUCACACUUCAUAAUGCCUCAGAGGUUGUCAUCUGCAUCGUUCGGAAGCUAACUCAGAGGGAGCGUUCAUCUUGGACAAAAACAGUCAGUUUAUUACUCCUGCUAAUAGCUGCUGCAUGCCUCCCUCUCCAUGACACCCAGUUUGAUCCAGGUGGUUAUUUCUGGGCACUGAUCCAUUUCUCUUGUGUGGGAGGGUACAAAGUGUUCCAGAAGCUUCCGAAAUCCAGUUUAUUAAGUGACCUUGAACAGCAGUACAUCAACUAUAUUUUCAGUGUGCUGCUGUUAGCCUGUGCUGCUCAUCCCACAGGUGAUUUGCUGUCUGCCUUGGAGUUCCCGUUUCUUCAGUCUUACAAGUUUCACAGUGGCUGUUGCGCAAGCGCGCUUUUGGGAUUUUUUCUGCUGCUCGUCACAGUGAGGCUGAAAAGCCACCUGUCCUUGGAGCACUGUGGGACCUGGGUGUUCCUGGCGAAGGUCCUGGCAGCUAGCUUGUCCCCAUUUGUCUUUGACAUUGUUGUCAACAUACCAACAGUCUGUUGCUUCCUGCUAAGUGGCCUUGGUGAAGCCCUGCUUGUGUAUUCAGAGCGCAGCGCCUCCAUGAGAUGACGGCGAGACGGGGCAGGACGAAGUCCACCAGGAGGCUUUCUGCCAGGCUGUCCUGAAGCAGUUCGUCCUGUGAAGGGGAUACUGAUUCAAGGCAGGAAGGACUGUUGUGGGCUGGAUCUCUUCUUUCCGUUCUGAAUCUCCGUGAAGGAAAAAGAGACACAGUGAAUAUAAGAAAUGUAAUUUAUACAUUCAAAAGAUAACUUAUAAGACUGUUUAUAGUGUAAUUCUGCUUAGACGCGUUAUCUUUCAACCAAUCGCUAUUUAAUCCGUUUUAUAUUUUUUGUUAAAGAUGAACUCAGACAGGACAGGAAGUCCAACCUUGGAUAGGAAGUGGAUGUCUUGUAACUCUCUCACAGAGGCAUAGCUGAUCCUGGGUAGCUGCCAUGGGUCUGAGCCAUCACAGCAUCAAUACAGUGAUCUGGCCAAGAUCUUCUGGGGCACACUUCAGGAGGUAUACAUACAGCUGUGUGGCGAAAUAAAGCGUCUGUUAAGCCCAGACAGACACCAGAUAAGUCAGUCUUGUGCCUGAUCCCGGGAUGAGACUGAGGUGGCUGGCAGGGGAGCUUGAUUGGCGGCCCUUUUCAAGGCGAGUUUUUCAAAGCCAAGAGCUGUGCUAUGAGACAAAAAUAGCAUCUGAUCGACCUUUUAUUCAUCACCUUCCAUUGAGUUGUAAGGGAGUGUUGUAUCCCAGUUCACUGCCUGCGAGCAAGCCAUGCGGCGUGCUCAGGGGAGAGAGGAGAAGAGGGUACGAGGGAGAGUGGCCAGACUCCUUGUCCUGUCGCCUCUCGCACAGCGCAGGCUGCCCCCCAGCGUGGAGUCUGGCCACAGGAAGCUUUGCGCUGCUCUCACCCCCAGGACUGGUGGGGAAGGACUCGGGUUUCCACAAACAAUAGCUGCGGGCCGGGAGGAAGAAGCCUGCCAGCCACUCGCCCGUCAGUGGAGCAGGAAGCCUGUUGCAGACCAGACUGCUGUGUUCCUACGGCUCCUGCCAGCCUGUCUGGACAGCUGAGGGUGGGUCUGUUCCCAGGCUGAGGGGCUUCAGAUGCCCUAGAAUCCUAGGCGGACAUCCUUCACCGUGCUGAGUGCCUCACUGCCUGUCACCCUUCAUUAUUUAUUGCUGUUCCUUUCUUCCCUUGGUGUAUGCGGGACAGGUUUAGAUACUCAGUUUCAUACCAUAUCCUUACAAUUUAAUCUCAAAUGAAGCACUUUAUCCUCUCACACACACAUUGAAAGGAAACUGUAACGUUUCCAUUCAAUCCACAGCACAAAAAACAGUGCUCCGGUAAGUAACCAAAAACAGAGUGGGUAUUGAUUAAGCUGACCUUAGGAAGUGUUUUCUAUAACCCAUGCUUACUGUAAUUGAGUCACAACCAAUACUGUAUCUGGGGGAUUUAUCUUUAAACCCCUUUCACAUUGGAGUUAAAAACUCAUUAUAUCAGGCUUCAAAUAUCCAUUGAUAUGGAGGUAAUAUACAUGAGACUUUUUGUAGAAGGUUAAGAGCAGAUAAGUGAGUCUGCUUGGUUCAACCUUGUAUCAAACAGUGUAUCUGUGAUCUUUCUCUUGAUAAUAUCCAGAGUGAAAGGGGCUAGUUGAAUUGGGACAUUGGAGUGCUCCCAGCUUUUUCUUAACCAAAUAAAAUUAAGUGUCAGUAUCUCAGUCUUUGGGUUCUGGAUUUUUAUAUACUGUAGCUUCCUAAUCAGGGACCAACUUAACUGUGAAUGUGGCACAACGGUUUUUUACAUAGGCUGCAAAGGUCUGUUCUACAUUUCUCUUUGUAUUAAUUCAGUAGGAAAUCUGACUGUGCUGUAAAUUUUAAAACAUUCGAUUUUAAGGUGGGAGUGGGGGAAACUGAGCUAUAAAAUGAAUUACCUGAAAUUCCUGUCUCAAAAUGGCAUUGUAUGUAGUACAAAGCAAAAUAAAAUAUUUCUACCUUUCUAUUAAAA
Messenger RNA from Lepisosteus oculatus (spotted gar), 2947 nucleotides. RefSeq names its product UDP-N-acetylglucosamine transporter TMEM241 homolog (gene slc35d4). Gene Ontology annotation, cellular component: Golgi apparatus. Lineage: Eukaryota; Metazoa; Chordata; Actinopteri; Semionotiformes; Lepisosteidae. Gene Ontology annotation, molecular function: antiporter activity; GDP-fucose transmembrane transporter activity. The record is from RefSeq and is a predicted model, not a curated record.